AUGCGCGGCCAAGGGAAAGCGCGCAGCUCGCUGGUCCAGGCAGUGAGCUUGCGCCCGGCGACCUGGCACCCGUGCCUGGAUAUGGGGCAUCUACAUCGUCCCAGGAGCAGCACAAGCCACAGGAACCUGCCGCAUGUUUUUCUGCUUUUCCUCUUCGUGGGACCCUUCAACUGCCUCGCGAGUUACAGUCGAGCUACCGAGCUUCUGUACAGCCUAAACGAGGGACUGCCUGCGGGGGUGCUCAUAGGCAGUCUGGCGGAGGACCUAAGGCUGCUGCCCCGGGCCUCUGGGAGGCAGAGCUCGCAGCUGCUGCAUCCAGAGCACACUACGGCUGAGGGGAGCCCCCCUCUCUCGUUCAGUUUGGCCUCCAGUGGACUGAGUGGCCAGUAUGUGACCCUGGACAACCGUUCCGGGGAGCUGCACACUUCUGCACGGGAGAUUGACAGAGAAGCAUUGUGCCUCGAUGGGGGUGGAGGGGCUGCCUGGGGCGGCAGCACUUCCAUUGCCUCCUCUUCUUCCUCUGACUCUUGCCUUUUGCUUCUGGAUGUGCUGGUCCUGCCUCAGGAAUACUUUAGGUUUGUGAAGGUGAAAAUUGCCAUCAGGGAUAUAAAUGACAAUGCUCCGCAGUUCCCAAUUUCUGAAAUCUCAGUCUGGGUCCCGGAAAAUUCACCUGUGAACACCCGAUUGGCUAUAGAGCAUCCUGCUGUGGACCCAGAUGUAGGCAUUAACGGGGUGCAAACCUAUCGCUUACUGGACUACCAUGGCAUGUUUACCCUGGACGUGGAGGAGAAUGAGAACGGGGAGCGCACACCCUACUUGAUUGUCAUGGGUGCUUUGGACAGAGAAACCCAGGACCAGUAUGUGAGCAUCAUCAUAGCCGAGGAUGGUGGGUCUCCACCACUGCUGGGCAGUGCCACCCUCACCAUUGGCAUAAGUGACAUCAACGACAACUGUCCUCUCUUUCUGGACUCACAAAUUAAUGUCACUGUUUAUGGAAACGCUACAGCGGGCACCCCGAUUGCAGCCGUUCAGGCUGUGGAUAGAGACCUGGGGACAAAUGCACAGAUCACCUACAGUUACAGCCAGAAAGUUCCACAAGAAUCCAAGGAUUUAUUCCACUUGGAUGAAACUACUGGAGUCAUUAAACUUGCCAGUAACAUUGGUGGGAGUGUUCUGCAGACACAUAAGCUCACCAUCCUUGCUAAUGGACCAGGCUGUAUUCCUGCAGUGAUCACUGUUCUUGUGUCCAUUAUCAAAGUUGUUUUCAGACCCCCAGAAAUCGUCCCACGUUAUAUAGCAAAUGAGAUGGAUGGUGUUGUAUAUCUGAAAGAACUGGAGCCUGUUAACACUCCAAUCGCAUUUUUCACCAUAAGAGAUCCAGAAGGCAAAUCCAAGAUUAACUGCUACUUGGACGGUGAAGGGCCAUUCAGGCUAGCACCCUACAAGCCUUAUAACAAUGAGUAUUUGUUGGAGACCACAAAACCUAUGGACUAUGAACUGCAGCAGUUCUAUGAAAUAGCUGUAGUGGCCUGGAACUCAGAGGGGUUUCAUGUCAAGAGAAUCAUUAAAGUGCAACUUUUAGAUGACAAUGACAAUGCUCCUGUUUUCCCUCAACCCUUGAUAGAACUGACUAUUGAAGAAAACAAUGCUCCCAAUGCCUUUCUGACGAAGCUCUAUGCUACAGAUGCUGACAGUGGAGAGAGGGGCCAAGUUUCCUACUUCUUGGGACCAGAUGCUCCGUCAUACUUUUCCUUAGACAGUGUCACGGGGAUUCUGACAGUUUCGACUCAGCUGGACAGAGAAGAGAAAGAAAAGUAUAGGUACACUGUCAGAGCUGUGGACUGUGGGAAGCCACCCAGAGAAUCCGUGGCUACAGUGGCCCUCACUGUGUUGGAUAAAAAUGACAACAGUCCUAGGUUCAUCAACAAGGACUUCAGCUUUUUUGUGCCAGAAAACUUUCCAGGAUAUGGUGAAAUCGGAGUCAUUAGUGUAACAGAUGCCGAUGCCGGGAGAAAUGGAUGGGUAGCCCUCUCAGUAAUGAACCAGAGUGACAUUUUUGUCAUAGAUACAGGCAAGGGCAUGUUGAGAGCUAAAGUCUCUUUAGACAGAGAACAGCAAAGCUCUUACACUUUGUGGGUGGAAGCUGUUGAUGGAGGCGAGCCUGCCCUUUCCUCUACCACAAAAAUCACAAUUCUCCUUCUAGACAUCAAUGAUAACCCUCCUCUUGUUUUAUUUCCUCAGUCUAAUAUGUCUUAUUUGUUGGUCCUACCUUCCACUCUCCCUGGCUCACCAGUAACAGAGGUCUACGCAGUUGACAAAGACACAGGCAUGAAUGCUGUCAUAGCUUAUAGUAUCAUAGGGAGAAGAGGUCCCAGGCCCGAGUCCUUCAGAAUUGACCCUAAAACUGGCAACAUAACUCUGGAAGAAGCCUUACUGCAGACAGAUUAUGGUUUGCAUCGUUUACUUGUGAAAGUGAGUGACCAUGGCUACCCCGAACCUCUCCAUUCCACUGUCAUGGUGAACUUAUUUGUCAAUGACACUGUCAGUAAUGAGAGCUACAUUGAGAGCCUUUUAAGAAAAGAACCAGAAAUUAAUAUAGAAGAGAAAGAGCCACAAAUCUCAAUAGAGCCAACUCAUAGGAAGGUAGAAUCUCUGUCCUGCAUGCCCACAUUGGUAGCUCUUUCUGUCAUAAGCUUGGGUUCCAUCACACUAGUCACAGGGAUGGGAAUAUACAUCUGCUUACGGAAAGGUAAAAAACAUCACAGGGAAGAUGAGAAUUUGGAAGUACAAAUUCCACUGAAAGGAAAAAUUGACUUGUGUAUGAGAGAGAGAAAACCGGUGGAUAUUUCUAAUAUUUGAUGUUUCAUUGUGGAAUGACAUUUUAACUGCCAUGAAUAGUCUUUGUCACACAAACAACGGUGUGCUGAUAUAGUUCCACUGAAGGACCACUAAUUUAUAACUUGUAAUAUAUUAUAAAUAGCUGUUUACAGGUUUUUAAUUCAAAUUCAGAGGUUAUAAAAUGUGUACAGAAUUUUUAAAAGAAAAUUAGUACUAACAGCUAUAUUAUUGUUAUUUAUAUAUAUACAUAAAACGCUGGACAUAAUUGGCAGCUCUCAUAGACCCAGCAGAUGACUGACAAAACUCAAGACUAAGGUAAGAAAAGUACAUUUUUGUUGUCCUAAAAUGUCUUUUCACCACAAGAGGGCACCAGCUUCCCCUUGCAGGGAACUGUGGUAUUGUACAUGAUAGUUGUUGUACAUGAAAUUAUUGAGAGAGUAUAUUUUAAAUAUAUUGUUUUUAACAUUAAAUGUAAAAUUGAAGUAAAUUGAAUUUCCUUACUUAAAUAUAUGAGAAGAAAGAAAAAAUAUCCGCUUGUUAACAGAAAAUGUAUUACCUCAUAGGUACAUCAAUUAUAGUUUGAAAGAGAAGGCAUUCAGAAAGAAGUGUAAUUCAUUUGGGGCAAGCAUCAAAUCAAACCUGCUGAGGAGUGCAAUACUUUUUGCAACUCUGCCUGUUUGCCUGACUACUACACUUACUAGAAUUACAGGAGGUGGGCAUCAGCUGUUGAUUCUUCCUUACAUGAAAAAUACGUAGACAUUGUACUCAGUAUAAAAGCAAGAUGCACAACAGUGUCUCAAUCUUCUUGCCUGCUUGGCGUUUCUGAUGUCUUAGUGCAUUCUCAACUUGUCUGCAGCAAUUUGCUCUUGGGUUAUAUGUUAGGUUGAGUAUGCUUUUGUUCAUGCACCACAUGACAAAAAUAAAAGUUGCAUUCAAAGUGAAAUUCUCUGAAAGCUAGUAUACACUAUUGGUGGUUUUGGUUGGGCAUUUUAUGUGAAAGUUAUGCUUUUUGUAGAUGUUUACGACUUUGGCUACUGUUCUGGCCCCUUUCAUUAGUUCUGAAAUAGUCAAAAUUUUAUUUGUAAGCCCAUCUGCAGAUUCCUUUGAUAAUUUAGUUUUUACUGGCUUUUUUGCAAUAAAUAAAACUGAUUUAUCAGUGAUUUCUAACUUUUCGUUUUUUGCAUGAUAUGGAAAUUUUAUUUUAUGUAAUUACUACAGCAAAGCUAUUUGUGUAAAGAAGAAAUUUGUUACCUUCAAAAUGGGUCACUUUACUUAUCAUCAUCAUGUGUCUGUACCAUACCAAAACUGUUUAUA
Messenger RNA from Psammomys obesus (fat sand rat), 4152 nucleotides. It is a transcript of the gene Pcdh20, whose product is annotated as protocadherin 20. Gene Ontology annotation, biological process: homophilic cell-cell adhesion. The record is from RefSeq and is a predicted model, not a curated record. Gene Ontology annotation, molecular function: calcium ion binding. NCBI's taxonomy places the organism in Eukaryota, Metazoa, Chordata, Mammalia, Rodentia, Muridae. The transcript is spliced from 2 exons. Gene Ontology annotation, cellular component: plasma membrane. Bases 1 to 2859 code for a protein of 952 amino acids.